This is a messenger RNA of Fundulus heteroclitus (mummichog), 5134 nucleotides long. RefSeq names its product ATP-binding cassette, sub-family C (CFTR/MRP), member 10 (gene abcc10). The transcript is spliced from 22 exons. Gene Ontology annotation, molecular function: ATP hydrolysis activity; ATP binding; ABC-type transporter activity. Gene Ontology annotation, cellular component: membrane. Bases 211 to 4839 code for a protein of 1542 amino acids. Gene Ontology annotation, biological process: transmembrane transport. The record is from RefSeq and is a predicted model, not a curated record. Lineage: Eukaryota; Metazoa; Chordata; Actinopteri; Cyprinodontiformes; Fundulidae.
AGAAGAAGGCGAGAAAACUGGCUCUAUAUGGCACCGUAGUGUCCAUAAACAUUAUAUAUCUUAUAUAAUGUCUAUGGUAGUGUCCACCAGCAGCACCCAGGUUAUCAAGAGAAAGGCCCUCUGCAGAAACCCAGCAACCACCGACGCUACCCGGAAGAAGUUGCACCUUUCCUCAACUACAGAAUGGCUGAAGUGUAACAGAAGGACAGGAUGAGUGACUCCUGGCUCUCUGAGCUGGUCUCAGGCCUGUGUCACACACCCAAGGACAACCCUUUUCCUCUGUGGCAGGAUGGACACGUCAGCCCCUGCUUCAACCAGCUGGUCCUCGGAGCCGUGCCUCAUGCAGGCAUGGCGCUGUUCAGUGCCUACUGUCUUGGCAUGGCUAGGAGCACCCUCCUUCAGACGUCAGCUCCAUGUGGUUGGACGCUGCGGCUGGUCUCCGCGGCGCUGGCCGUGCUGCUGUUUACUGCAGACAUGGUCCUGGUGGGUGUGCUCCAGCAGGGGGACAUGUACCUGGACAUCUUAGCUGACGGCUGGGCGCUGCUGGCCUGGCUGGUCCACUGCGGUGCCAUAGGAGUGCUCCUGAGGACUAGCUUCAGGAGAAGCAGAGGACCGCUGCUGCUGCUUGCUACCAUGCUUCUGUUGGUGCCCAACAUUGUCAUCACCUUGAUGAUCUACUGUAACAGGAAGGAAUAUUUAAGCCUUAUGGAACCUCUUAAACUGGCCAGGUUUGUCUUGGCCUCCGCCCGGGCGUUCCUUUUGCUAGUUUACCUGCUUGCGUUUGCUUGUCCUUGUAUCGGCGAGGCUGAAUACUCCUUGCAUAUAAACGCGGCGGAUGUGUCCCCACUCCUUUCAGAGAGCACUGAGCCAGACACAAGUCAGAUAGUAGCGGAGGAUGGAAGCAGCUGUCUGUCUCGGCUCUUGUACCUGUGGCUGAAUCCGUUAUUCAGACGAGGGCAGCGAGGAGACCUGGGAAGACCACACCACGUGUAUCACCUUCCCUGGAGGCUUCGGACCAGAGUUGUGUGGAGACACUUCCACCGCUGUUGGGAAGCGUGUCGAAGAGGGGCAGAGAUCAGUGACCAGCAGGAUCAAUGGCCCCGACCGGUCAGCGGUGUGAACGGUUCAGACUAUAAGGAGGGACUGUUGGGACUGGAGGGGGAUGUUGGACUACUGAGAGUGUUGCACAAGGCAUUUGGGUUGCGCUACUACAUCUUGGGUGUGCUAAGGAUGAUUGUCAACAUAUCUAUGUUAGCAGGUCCCCUGCUGCUCAGCGGCCUGGUGAACUUUAUAGAGGAAAAGAAGGCCCCUUUCAGUAAAGGCAUUGUUUUUGUGCUGGGCCUCUUUGCCACGACCCUUGUAGGGUCUUUUCUCCGGAACAUCUACGCCUUUCAGAUCUCCAAAAUCUCCCUGUCAGCGCGUGGCGCGCUAGUGUCGGCGAUCUAUGGCAAGGCGCUACAGGUCAGCAGCUGCAGCCUGGCCGGCUUUACCCUGGGAGAGGUGGUGAACCUGAUGAGCACCGACACUGACCGCGUGGUCAACUUCUUUAACAGUUUCCACGAGCUGUGGAGCCUGCCGUUCUGCUUUUCUGUCACCCUCUACCUGCUCUAUCUCCAGGUAGGUGUUGCUUUCCUCGGAGGACUCUGUGUGGCGCUGGUGCUGGUGCCUUUCAACAAGUUCCUCGCCUCCCGUAUCCUUAGCAACAACAAACAUAUGCUGAAGUACAAAGAUGACCGUGUUAAGUUAAUGACAGAGAUCCUUUUUGGCAUCCGUGUCAUCAAGUUCUACAACUGGGAGGCUCACUUUACCCAGAAGGUGGCCAGGUAUCGGGAUCAGGAGCUGUCACACCUGAAGAACCUCAAGUACCUGGAUGCCUUGUGUGUGUACACCUGGGCCGCUCUGCCUGUGGUCAUCUGUGUCCUCACCUUCGUCACAUAUGUGCUGCUUGGACACCAGCUAACUGCAGCCAAGGUGUUCACCACAGUGGCCCUGGUAGGACUGUUGAUCGUUCCUCUCAAUGCUUUUCCCUGGGUGCUCAAUGGCAUCCUUGAAGCCAAAGUGUCCCUGGAGCGAAUCCAACGCUUCUUCAAACUGACCAACCAGGAUCUGCAGGCCUACUAUGCCCUGGUGUCUUCUGAAGACAUCAGUCAGACAGCCAUCUUGUUGAGCAAUGGGACGUUUUCCUGGCAGGGGCCUGAUGGUAGUGAAGUAGGAGAAAGUGAAAGUGAAGUUGGCAAAGGAAGCCUGCUGCUGCACAGCCUGAAUCUACGUGUAACUAAGGGCUCUCUGGUGGCUGUUGUGGGGAAAGUCGGCUGUGGAAAGAGUUCCUUACUAGCUGCUAUCACUGGAGAACUCAACAGGCUGAGUGGUGUGCUCUAUGUCGCAAACAGAGAGGCUGGCUUUGGUUUAGCCUCACAGGAACCAUGGAUCCAGCACGCUUCAGUGAGAGACAACAUCCUGUUUGGCAAAGAUUACAGUGCUGCCCUCUACCAAGCUGUGAUCGAGGCCUGUGCGCUCGCUGAUGACCUCAGUGUUUUACCAAAUGGUGACAAGACAGAAGUGGGAGAGAACGGAGUGACUCUGAGUGGAGGACAGAAGGCCAGGCUGGCCCUGGCCCGAGCUGUUUACAUGGACAAAGAGAUCUACCUACUGGAUGAUCCACUGGCAGCGGUUGACACAGACGUGGCUGAACACCUCAUGAAGAAGUGCAUUGUGGAGCUCCUCAGAGGGAAAACCAGGAUCCUCUGCACCCACCGUAUAGAAUUUGUGGACAAAGCUGACAUGGUGGUCCUCAUGGACAAUGGAACCAUAAUUAAAACAGGAACGGCAGCAGAGAUCCUCCCUUUGAUACAGUCUGAGCCAAAGAUGGGGAAAAGGGACCAAAAAGCCGAACACAAAGAUGAUCAACAGAGUGAGGAUGAGCUGGCUCCCCUCCCUGACCUCUGUGUGGAUGACGAUCCUGAUCUGUUGGGUGCGGAGCAGAAGCGAGUGGGUGGACUGGCAUGGGGAGUGUAUAAGACCUACUGGUUUGCUGUGGGUGGAAUGCUAGCUUCGUCCAUCUUGAUGUCUCUGCUCCUUAUGCAAGCCUCUAAGAACGUUUCUGACUGGUGGCUCUCCCAUUGGAUCUCUUCACUGAAAAACAACGGUUCCAGUUGUGCUGAUGGUUCCUCUAUAGCAGAUCUGGUUCUUCCUCACAUGCUGCUUUUCUCACCUGGUGGCCUGAUGACCCCUGUGCCCUCUGUGGAAGCUUUCCUUAGCAAUAAUACCUCCACCGACAUCAGGUUUUACCUGACCAUCUACGGCUCCAUCGCUGCCUCCAACACCAUGUUCACGGCCCUUCGAGCCUUCCUCUUUGCCUAUGGGGUCAUCUGUGCAGCUUCUGCCAUCCACAACAGGCUUUUGGAUCGGGUCCUCAAGGCCACAGUGACCUUCUUUGACGUCAGCCCUUUGGGUCGCAUACUCAACCGUUUCUCCUCUGACCUGUACACCGUGGAUGACAGCCUGCCGUUCAUCCUGAACAUCCUGCUGGCCAACGUUUUUGGCCUGCUGGGGAUGGUGGUGGUGAUAAGCUACAGCCUGCCGUGGGUGUUGGUGGGGCUGUUCCCCCUGGCUCUGCUCUACUACCAGACACAGCACUUCUACAGGCACACCUCCCGGGAGCUGAAACGCCUUUGCAGCCUGACGCUGUCGCCUAUCUACUCACACUUCUCUGAGACAAUUGCUGGGCUGGGAACCAUCAGGGCCAGCUGUAGUGCUGCCAGGUUCAGGGAGGAGAACGCCGAACGUCUGGAGCAGAACCAGCGCUGCCUGUUCGUUAGCAACGCUGCCAUGCAGUGGCUGCACCUCCGCUUGCAGCUGAUUGGUGUUGCUGUGAUCACGUGCCUGGGAGUGAUAGCAGUCAUCCAGCACCAGUAUAGCGUUGUUGAUCCAGGUCUGCUGGGUCUGUCCCUGUCUUAUGCACUGUCCAUCACACAACUGCUGUCCGGCCUCAUAUUCGGCUUCACACAGACUGAAAUGCAGCUUGUGAGUGUGGAGCGAACUGAGGAAUACUCUACUGAAUUGCCAACUGAACCACAGCAACUCAACGCAGAGCUGCCUGCUGCGUGGCCUGAGCAGGGCUCCUUGGAGUUCUGUGAUGUGGUUCUGGCCUACAGGGAAGGUCUUCCUAACGCCCUGGAUGGAGUGAGCUUUGUGGUGCAACCUGGGGAGAAAAUAGGCAUCGUUGGACGCACAGGCUCUGGCAAGUCCACAUUGUUUCUGGCCCUGUUUCGUAUGGUGCAGCUCAACCAAGGCCAGAUACUCCUGGAUCAACUGGAUAUUAGCACCGUGGGCCUCGCUCAGCUCAGGUCUAGGUUGGCCAUUAUUCCCCAGGAUCCCUUUCUGUUCAGUGGGACCGUCAGAGAUAACCUGGACCCUUGUAAGAGACAGCUGGACCAUCAGUUGCAAGACGUGCUGGAUCAGUGCCACCUGAGCUCUGUGGUCAGCAGGAUGGGGGGACUGGAUGCUGAGGUUGGAGAACGAGGGAAAUUCUUCUCUGCAGGGCAGAGACAGUUGUUGUGUUUAGCCAGAGCGCUGUUAACACAGGCCAAGGUUCUUUGCAUCGAUGAAGCCACAGCCAGCGUGGACCAGAAGACAGACAAACUGCUACAGCAGACAAUUAGAGAGAGAUUUCAGGACAAGACUGUUCUCACUAUAGCCCACAGGAUCAACACCAUCAUGGACUGUGACCGUGUGCUUGUGAUGCAUGCUGGGAAGGUGGUAGAGUUUGACACGCCUACUGCUCUCUGUCAGACUGACACCUCAAUCUUCCACAGACUGGUUGUUGGACGAGGAGAUUAGCAUAUCAAGACACAAAAGAUGCAAGGAAAUCUUCUGAGACUCUAAAAUCCGCUUUUCUACUUUGUCUUGAAGUUUUACUGCAUCGUCCUGUUUCAUCUGUUGCUUUUAUAAUACAAGCUUUAUUGCAGAACAAAAAAGCAGAAGCACAAAAUCUGGCUAUAUUCCUUUGUCUCCCCAGACACCUUGUUGUUGAGGAAGACAUUAUGAUGUGUUUUGAAACCUGCUUUGUAAUAAACACAAAAAUAUUCUCCAAGAUUACCAUCUGUUUUCAUUAAAGCUGGGCUGGUUAUACUGU